Molecule: messenger RNA, 465 nt
Organism: Angiostrongylus costaricensis
Lineage: Eukaryota; Metazoa; Nematoda; Chromadorea; Rhabditida; Metastrongylidae
Source: the annotation of a GenBank genome assembly
AUGAGUCGAGAUCUCCCAGGUGUCGAUGAAUCGGUUUAUUUCGGCAUUGGGAAAGCACAACAUACCAGGCUUACGCUGGAGGUUGGUCCCGACCGAGCCGCUGCGGAAUGGAUUGUUCGUUGUGGUGGUGCAGUCAAGUACGUUUAUAUUACUUUUCAUUUCCGGUCACAUCUUUUGUUUUCUUUAUCGGGAAGGACUGCUGAACUGGAUCCAAGGGUGCCUGAGGACGACGUGAAGCUCACGCAUAUUCAUGCCAUUGAUGCCUCCAUUACCGGUUACGGCUGUCGCCACUUUGAAGGUUUAAUAGGAAUAAAGGAAGUUAGAUUCCGUUUCUGCGACAAUUUACACGACUAUGGAUUAGAGCAUAUGGGAAAGGCGGUCGGAUUGUACUUGAAUACUCUUGAGAUCGAUGGAUGUCGCAGGAUCACCGAAUUCGGCUUAGCACAUUUGGAGUUAUGCAGGUGA